This is a messenger RNA of Xyrichtys novacula (pearly razorfish), 513 nucleotides long. Lineage: Eukaryota; Metazoa; Chordata; Actinopteri; Labriformes; Labridae. The record is from the annotation of a GenBank genome assembly.
AUGGCGCCAUGGUGUUCGGCUGGCCGUCUGUCGCUCUGCUCUGUGUUUGCUGUGUGUUUUGUGUUCUACCUUCUCUGUCAUGAGGUGUCGUCUCUCCUCACCUAUGACCGACAUACUUUGCUUGAGAUUGGAGGUUUCUCCAGUAAAGAUCCAUUGGUGAACUUUUCUCCAUGCCUCGAGGGGAUCCCGGCGUUUCUGAGGCGUCCUCCACCCCAUCUUGCCUGGCAGAGACGCCGGAAAAGACGGGGAAAACGCUGUGGCUACCGGGUCAGGCUGGAGGCUCACCUGAGGUCUGUUUGUGUGUACAACUGUGGCAUUGGUCUGCGCUUCCUGGACUAUCUUCCCGCCCUGGGAUCGAGGAGGAUCGGGGCCCGAUGGAUCCGGCCGGUGCUCCCGGAUGCUAGCUGUGGCACCUGCUCGGCGGACUCCGAUCAGCUGUUGCUACCUGCUAGCUGCUGGCGUUUUCGGACCGGGAGUCGUGGUGUGGACCGUCGGAACCUCGGACACCGUUGA